Messenger RNA from Diatraea saccharalis (sugarcane borer), 831 nucleotides. The record is from the annotation of a GenBank genome assembly. Lineage: Eukaryota; Metazoa; Arthropoda; Insecta; Lepidoptera; Crambidae.
GUUUAUAAUCUUCUACAAACUUUUCUCUGGACAGGGAGUCGGUUUACACCGACGGGACUUUACCCAAAGUCUUUAAAUAACGGGAAGGUAUGCUUCGGCUUACCGCUAUAUAUCGGAACCAUGUGGUAAGAGCCCUUCAGCCACUACAGGUGCCAAUAACGUGUCUUAUCAAUUCAUGAUGUUAUUGUAAAGCAUGUAUUAUCUGAUCCAUGUGAAGUCAAAUAAAAAUUACUGAUUUUGUUUAUAUACCAUUGGUUCAUUCUUGACAAACUUUCAACAUUCAUCAAGUUUUCAUUUGUUUUACUAGGCUUAAGUACAUUCCAAGGCCGAAGAUGCAGGUGUGUGUACUUGGAGACCAGCAGCAUUGUGAUGAAGCUAAGCAGUUGAGUGUGCCUUGUAUGGAUGCCGAAGCAUUGAAAAAACUUAAUAAAAACAAAAAACUUGUCAAGAAAUUGGCUAAAAAGUAUGAUGCCUUUCUUGCAUCUGAAUCGCUCAUCAAACAGAUCCCACGUCUUCUUGGCCCUGGCCUGAAUAAGGCUGGCAAAUUUCCUGGCCUGCUUUCCCACCAGGAGUCUAUGACCAUGAAGAUUGAUGAAGUCAAAGCUACUAUUAAGUUCCAGAUGAAAAAGGUACUUUGUCUCUCUGUGGCUGUAGGACAUGUAGACAUGACACCUGAUGAACUCGCACAAAAUGUCCAUUUGUCAAUCAACUUCCUAGUUUCCUUGCUGAAGAAGCACUGGCAAAAUGUGCGGUCCCUACAUAUGAAGUCUACGAUGGGCCCACCUCAGAGACUGUACUAAAAUGACUAUUAUACUUGACUUCAACAUAAAA